Condylostylus longicornis is the source of this 2047-nucleotide messenger RNA. It is a transcript of the gene SCOT, whose product is annotated as succinyl-CoA:3-ketoacid-coenzyme A transferase, mitochondrial. Lineage: Eukaryota; Metazoa; Arthropoda; Insecta; Diptera; Dolichopodidae. Gene Ontology annotation, biological process: ketone body catabolic process. Gene Ontology annotation, molecular function: succinyl-CoA:3-oxo-acid CoA-transferase activity. The transcript is spliced from 8 exons. Gene Ontology annotation, cellular component: mitochondrion. The record is from RefSeq and is a predicted model, not a curated record. Bases 121 to 1671 code for a protein of 516 amino acids.
GUUUAUCAAAUCGGAUUUUUUAUUUUAUUUUCGUAUAGGUAGAAUGUUUUUAUACUGAUAAUAAAAAAAAUAUUCAAUUUUAUCUAACAGAUACAAAAGAAAAACAAAAUUUUAAUAAAAAUGUCCGUAAUAGCUAUAAAAAAUAUUUUUCAAAAACGUGGUUUUAUUUCAAACCAGUUCAUAAAGAUUGUUUCAUGUAACUAUUCAACUAAUAUUAAAAAAUCAAAAAAAGUUUACAAUAAUGUUGACGAAAUCAUUGCUGAUAUACCAAGUGGCUCAAAAAUAUUGUUUGGCGGAUUUGGUCUGUGUGGUAUUCCAGAAAAUAUUAUUGGCGCACUUUUAAGGAAAAAAAUUAAUAAUAUUACUGCUGUCUCAAAUAAUGGGGGUGUUGACAAUUUUGGUCUAGGAUUAUUAAUAAAAGAAAGGCAAAUUAAACGUAUGAUUUCAAGUUAUGUUGGAGAAAAUACAGAAUUGGUUCGACAAUUUUUAGCAGGUGAAUUAGAAAUUGAACUGACACCCCAAGGAACUUUGGCUGAACGAAUUAGAGCAGGAGGAGCUGGAAUUCCUGCAUUUUUUACUCCCACUGGCUUUGGGACAUUGAUUCAAGAGGGCGGCUCCCCAAUUAAAUAUUCAAAAGAUGGUAAAAUAGAAAUUGCAAGUACUCCAAGAAAAUCACAGACUUUUUCUGGGAAAAAUUACAUAAUGGAAGAAGCAAUAUUAGGUGAUUUUGCUAUAGUUAAAGCGCAUAAAGGAGAUCCUUUUGGAAAUUUAGUUUUUAAUAAGGCAGCAAGGAAUUUUAAUGCGCCAAUGUGUCGUGCAGCUAAAAUAACUAUUGCUGAAGUAGAAGAAAUUGUCCCAGUCGGUUCAUUAAAUCCAGAUGAAAUACAUGUCCCGGGAAUAUACGUUCAAAGAAUAAUUAAAGGAGAUAAAUAUGUAAAAAGAAUAGAAAAAUUAAGGAUAAGUGAAGAAAAUGAUGAAAAACCAAAAUCACAAGAACAAAGCUCAGGAGCUUCAUUAAGAGAAAAGAUUGCUCGUCGAGUAGCUAUGGAAUUUAAAGAUGGAAUGUACGCAAAUUUGGGAAUUGGAAUACCAGUUUUGUCAGCAAAUUACAUACCGAAAGGAAUGAAUGUAUUUUUACAAUCAGAAAAUGGAAUUUUAGGUUUAGGACCCUUUCCGAAGAAAAAUGAAGUUGAUCCUGAUCUAAUUAAUGCUGGUAAAGAAACUGUUACAAUUAUACCUGGCGCCUCUUAUUUUGCUUCAGAUGAUAGUUUCUCAAUGAUACGUGGGGGUCAUGUUGAUUUAACAAUAUUAGGUGCUAUGGAAGUUUCGCAAUAUGGUGACUUAGCUAACUGGAUGAUUCCGGGCAAAAUGGUUAAAGGCAUGGGUGGAGCUAUGGACUUAGUUGCAGCUCCAGGUACUAAAGUAAUUGUGACAAUGGAACAUAACGCAAAAAAUGGGGCUCAUAAAAUAUUAGAAAAGUGUUCCUUACCACUAACAGGCAGAAACUGUAUCGAUAUGAUAAUUACAGAAAAGGGCGUAUUCACUGUUAAUAAGGAAACUGGCUUAACUUUAAUUGAAAUUGAUGAAAAGUAUUCAACUGAUGAUAUUAGAGCUGCAACCGGAUGUCACAUAAAUAUAUCCGAUAAUUUGAAGAAAAUGGGGCAGCUAUAAAACCGUAAACUAAACAGAACAUGCAUAUAGAUGCAUAUACAUGCAUACUUACAUGAAUAUCUUAUUCAAAACUAUAUACUACAUACGUGAUACAAGAGGCAUUUAAAAUCGUCUUUAUUUUAUGUAGCUUUUUUUACGAAUAAUAUUUUUUAUUGUUAAAAAUAAAAUUAAUAAUGUACUACAUUAUAAUAUAAUACUUACAUACGUAUGUAUGUAUCUUAAAAUCAAAUUUAUAUAUUUUUGCAUGCAUACAUACAUAUGUAAAUAACUUUGUAAAAUUUUGUACUUUUUUUUGCUAGAGGCUUUUUAAAUUAAGGUCGGAUUAUCAAUAGCUUUUACUGCCGAAUGAAAUAAAAAAAUAAAAUGAAAUAAAAAA